Molecule: messenger RNA, 2601 nt
Organism: Selaginella moellendorffii
Lineage: Eukaryota; Viridiplantae; Streptophyta; Lycopodiopsida; Selaginellales; Selaginellaceae
Product: pentatricopeptide repeat-containing protein At4g02750-like
Exons: 3
Coding region: 1-2601 (866 amino acids)
Biological process (GO): RNA modification
Molecular function (GO): protein binding; RNA binding
Source: RefSeq, a predicted model, not a curated record
AUGCUUGCUAGGGCUGGAGGAGCGAUCGAUGAGGGUGCUAUAGCGGCGUUGCUGCGGGAAUGUGGGCGCGCAAGAGAUCUCGCCCGGGCGAGGAGGGCGCAUUCUCGGGUGCGCGACCUCGGCGGCGAUGGAGGGACGUUCCUGGGCAAUCUCAUCGUGCAGAUGUAUGGGCUGUGCGGGAGCGUGGCGGACGCGCGCGCUGCGUUCCAGGCCAUCCGGAGGAAGAAUUCCUUCUCGUGGAACAUCUACCUGGCCGCCCACGCGCGCAACUCCAGCGAUCCCGGCGAGUCGAGGAGGAUCUUCGACGCCAUGGGCGAGAGGAAUAGCGUGUCGUGGAACGCGAUGGUGGCGGCGUACGCGCAGGGGGGGCAGAUCCAGCAGGCGAUGGCGGUGGUGACGAGAAUGCCGGAGUGGGAGGCCGCGACUUGGAAUGGGAUCAUCUCCGGGUAUGUGGAGCUGAAAGACAUGAACAGCGCCAAGGAACUCUUUGAUGGGCUGCCCGAGGCUUCCAGCUUCUCGUGGAUGACGAUCAUUUCCGGAUACGCCCAGGCCGGGAACCUCGAUGCUGCCAAACAGGUCUUCGAUCGGAUGGAGCUGCGGGGAUUCAUCGUCUGGAACACGAUGAUCACGGGAUAUGCCCAGAGGGGGCAUCUGGAGAAUGCGAGGGUGAUGCUGGACAAGAUGCCGCAGCUCACAGUGGUGUCGUGGACGAUUAUGGUGGCGGCUUACGCAGAGAAUGGGUUUCUCGAGGAGGCGCAAUGGUUGUUCUCGUGCAUGCCGGAGAGGGACUUUGUGGCCUGGAACUCGGUCAUCUCAGCAUUUGCCCAGAACGGGUAUUUGCGUGAGGCGAAGGUGGUGUUUGAUUCCAUGCCGGAUAAGACUCUCAUGUCGUGGAACAGCCUCGUCUCGGCCUAUGGAUCAAACGGCAACUUGGACGAGGCUCGAGCGAACUUCGAUCGAAUGCCAAACCGGGAUGUUGUCUCGUGGAAUGCCGUCAUCGGUGCGCACGCUCAGAACGACAAGUUCGUCGACGCGAGGGCGCUCUUCGAUCGGAUUCCGCAGAGCAAUGCGAUCACCUGGAACAUCAUGCUGACGGCGUUCGUGGAUGCUAAGAACGUCGUCGACGCGAAGGCUCUCUUUGACCAGGCUCCGGAGCUCAAUUUGGUGUCGUGGAACGUGAUGAUCGGGGCUUACUCGGCGAAUGCUGUGCCGGAGGAGGCGAAGCGAGCGUUCGACCAGAUGCCUCGAUGGAGUGAGCUUUCGUGGAACAUCAUGAUCACCACUUUUGCCGAGAAGGGAGACUUACACACCGCGAAGAGUAUGUUUGACGAGCUCCCACACCCGGAUGUGGUUUCCUACAACGCUAUGAUCUCCGCGUUUGCGUUGCAUGGCGAUCUCUACAGCGCCGAGAAUCUCUUCCAAACCAUGCCCCAGCAGAACGUCGUGUCGUGGACUGCCAUGCUCGCUGCAUAUACUCAAACCGGGCAUCUCGACCGAGCCAAGCAAACCUUCGACGAGAUGCCUUCUCGAAACACGGUAUCGUGGUCGGCGAUGAUCGGGGCCUUUGCGCAGCACGGCGAAGGAAAGAAAGCUCUCCAGCUCUUUAGCAAGAUGGAUCUGGAAGGAGUUCCAGUGGACACCAUCACCUUCGUCAACGCGCUCGACGCUUGCACGAAGGUGGCAUCGCUCAAAGUCGGGAGAGUUCUCCACUCCACGAUCGCCCAGUCGGGAGUGCAGUGCGACCCGAUGAUCUGCUCUGGCCUCGUCAACCUCUACGGAAAAUGCGCGAGUCUGGCUGAGGCUCGACGCUUGUUUGACGAAGUUGCGAGCUCCAGAGCGGACGUUGUGUCGUGGACCGCGAUGGUGGCAGCCUACGCUCAAAACGGCUAUGACAAACUCGCGCUGGAGCUUCACCAAUCCAUGGUUCUCAACGGCGUCCAGCCAAACGGGAUCACUUACAUGAGCAUCCUCUCGUCUUGCAGCCAUGGAGGUCUCCUCCGGGAUGGCUGCGACUACUUCGCCACCAUGGUCGCGGAUCACAGCAUCCCGGCCACCGCCGACCACUUUGGCUGCUUGAUCGACAUCCUCGGCCGCGCGGGGCGGCUCGAGGACGCGCAGGAUCUCAUCGAGAGCAUGCCUUUCGAGCCGGAUGGAGUCUCGUGGCUGUCUCUGAUCUCGGCUUGCAAGACGCACAGCGAUUCCAAGCGAGCAGCGGCCGCGGCAAAGCGAGCCGUGCAGCUGGGACGAUUGAAAUCAGCGCCGUAUGUGCUGCUAUCCAACACGGUUGCGGCAUGGAACGAGGAGAGCGAGGAGCUCGAGGAAGAAGAAAUCGCCCGAGUCGCAGAAGCUCAACAAGCAAGACGAGUCUUCGUUCUCGCUACUGCUGGCUGUGCUAGCCGCCAUUCUUCCGUAGUUUUCAAAACCAGCCAUCCCAUUAAAGCUCCUUAUCCAUUUGCCCCUGCCUGGCAACUUGGUGGAUUACGAAGUACUGCUAACAAGAUCGCGCAUGGGGGUGGUGGAAUAUAUGGGAAGGAAUUUCAAAGGGAAAAGAAAGGUGAUCUUUACAGUAGAUUACCUCUGUGCUACACUGCUACCACAUAG